Molecule: messenger RNA, 880 nt
Organism: Notolabrus celidotus (New Zealand spotty)
Lineage: Eukaryota; Metazoa; Chordata; Actinopteri; Labriformes; Labridae
Gene: med28
Product: mediator complex subunit 28
Exons: 4
Coding region: 59-601 (180 amino acids)
Cellular component (GO): mediator complex
Source: RefSeq, a predicted model, not a curated record
GACGACGGCUGUCUGUGCGCAUGUGCGGACCGGCUAAUCAGAAAACAACCAGAUCAAGAUGGCGUCUUCCAUGAGUGGGAUGUUCUCCGGCCAGCAGCCUCCUGGCGGGCAUCCCGUCGGGGGUCCAGGUGGACCGGGCCAGCCGACCUUCCCCGGUACUGCAACCAGAGCACAGGGAAAUAACACGCUGGUGGAUGAGCUGGAAGCUUCCUUUGAGGCGUGUUUUGCUUCCUUGGUAAGUCAAGACUACGUUAAUGGCACCGACCAGGAGGAGAUCAGAACAGGUGUUGAUCAGUGCAUACAGAAGUUCCUUGACGUGGCUCGACAGACUGAGUGCUUCUUCUUACAGAAACGGCUUCAGUUAUCGGUGCAGAAACCAGAGCAGGUGGUGAAGGAGGACGUGUCAGAGUUGCGUAACGAGCUACAGAGGAAAGAACUGCUGGUUCAGAAACACUUGACCAAACUGCAUCAUUGGCAACAAGUUCUUGAGGAUGUGAGCGUUCAGCACCGCAAACCCACAGACCUUCCUCCUCCUGGACCACUGGCCUUUCUGGAGCAGGCAUCUGCAAGUCUGCCUCCCGCCCCUUUAAAACCAAACUAAUACAUGAAUGGUCCUGUUGUGUCAGUCUUCAGUUUGAGGAAAAAAUGGCCCCUCUGUAAGAAAUCAUGUUCUGUGGGGAGUUCUGCACAAAGGUGUAAUGUGGCUGUUUUGCUACAAUACUGUGUCUUGUAAACCUUUGAAGAAACUGAAGAAUAGUCACUGCAUCCUGACAUUGUUAGUUUUAUGUUAACUUUAUUUCACUGUUUUUGAAUUAUGUAAAUAUUUCUGUUUUGGACUUUUUUACUGUAAAAAUAAAAUGAAAUUUGUGAGUACCUUGAA